UAAAUGAAAACAUUCUUUAUUUGUUCAUCGCUCCUUUUCAAACUGCUUUUGACCGUAAUCAUUUUACAAGUUGGAUUAUUGUGGCGAAGCUCUACUUCGAACCAAAUCAUCAUCAAAAGUGAGCAAGUAUUAUUGAAAUCGCUAUCCUUAUGUAACCAAUAAGACUCAAUAAUUGCGUGAAAUGAAACGUACUUUAAUUGUUUACAAAAAAGAUUUGUUGGACUUGUCACUCUAAUGACAUCUGUCAAUUAAUGAAAUAACGUCAAAUUUUGUGUGGCAGGCACGUUUUACGCAAAUAGCAAUAAUUGAGGAAAACAAAUUCCAAUGCGUUGGCUUGCUUUGCGAUAUUAAGUAUUAAUUUGCUCAUUGCAAAAUAUUUUCCUUGUUAUUGCUUUUGUCGAUAUGAAAUAAAAUAAACUCACAACAGUAGAAUAACAAUUGUAUUUUCAAAGGAAUUCAGUUUUUGUAAAAGAUGUAAAGGAACGGAAAAGUUGUGAAAAGUCACGUAGGCCCCAAGUUUAUUCGCGCGUGUUUAUUUUUGAAAAAAUAAUAUAACCCCAAGAGCUGUUGUUUUUUUUUAUUUUUCUAUUUCAUUAUGACCUACUGAAAAUGGAAGAUUUGAUGCUGAAUCCGGGUGUUGUAGUGGUUCGAGCGAAGCCAGAAGGGCAAAGAAAAACUUUUAAACCUGCGAUACGGUCUGUGAAUAAAAUACCGGACGAAUUAUUAAACGAUCCCUUAUUAAAUAGAGCCUGUGAGUCACUGCCGCAAAAUUAUAAUUUUGAAAUUCACAAAACGAUAUGGAGAAUACGAUCUUUAGGAGCGAAGAGAGUAGCACUACAGUUACCUGAAGGUUUGACAAUGUUUGCAACAACAUUGUGUGACAUCAUUGAAACAUUUACUACUGCUGAUACUGUGAUAAUGGGAGACGUGACUUAUGGCGCUUGUUGUAUCGAUGAUUUUACCGCGAUAGCCCUCGGCGUGGACCUACUAGUGCAUUAUGGACAUUCUUGCUUAAUACCAAUAGAUCAAACAGGUAACAUCAAAGUGCUCUAUAUAUUUGUAGAUAUAAAGAUUGAUCCGUCACACUUUUUAGAGACAAUUAGAUUAAAUUUUCCAAAGAAGACUCAUUUAGCUAUAGUUAGUACAAUUCAAUUUGUAACAACACUACAUUCUGUAGCUAAGAAUCUCCGCAGUGAAGACUAUGUUGUAACAGUUCCACAAUGUAAGCCAUUGUCACCUGGAGAGAUAUUAGGCUGUACAGCGCCCAAAUUAGAGUCUGAUGUAAUAAUUUACUUAGGGGAUGGUAGAUUUCACUUAGAAUCAGUGAUGAUUGCCAAUCCCGCAAUCCCAGCUUAUAAAUAUGAUCCAUAUGAAAAGAAAUUUACUUCAGAAGUAUAUGAACAUAAACUAAUGCAAACAAAUAGACAUAACCAGUUGAAAGCUGCAGAAAGUGCUGGUAAAUUUGGACUCAUAUUAGGUACAUUGGGAAGACAAGGUAGUACAAAAGUGUUAGGCAAUUUAGAGAAGCAAAUACAAAACUCUGAUAAGAAAUAUGUGAAGAUAUUACUAUCGGAAAUAUUCCCUAGUAAACUAGCAAUGUUUGAAUUGGAUGCAUUUGUUCAGGUUGCUUGUCCCAGAUUAUCAAUUGACUGGGGUACAGCAUUUCCGAAGCCUUUGCUUACACCAUAUGAGUUUUCUGUUGCAUUGGGUAAUUCUAAAUGGUUGAAAGAUGAUGGUACAUAUCCAAUGGACUUUUACUCGAAUGAUAGUCUUGGUCCUUGGACACCUAACUACAAGCCUGUAUUAUGCAGUGGGACUGAUAAGAAAUGCGAUAAUUGUUGUGGAGGUAAAGAGAAAUAA
Messenger RNA from Papilio xuthus (Asian swallowtail), 1860 nucleotides. It is a transcript of the gene Dph1, whose product is annotated as diphthamide biosynthesis 1. The transcript has 2 exons. The record is from RefSeq and is a predicted model, not a curated record. Lineage: Eukaryota; Metazoa; Arthropoda; Insecta; Lepidoptera; Papilionidae. Gene Ontology annotation, biological process: protein histidyl modification to diphthamide. The coding region runs from base 610 to 1860 and encodes 416 amino acids. Gene Ontology annotation, molecular function: 2-(3-amino-3-carboxypropyl)histidine synthase activity.